AUGUCUAAUGAUUGGUCCAAGCUUAGUCCCGAUCUUUUGCGAUCGAUCCUUGAAAGCUUAAGCUUUACUGGUUUUCAUCGAGCGAGAGCCGUUUGCUCAAACUGGUACACCGUUUCCAAGACGUGUAGGCCACGUAAGUCUCCACGUCUGUAUCCAUGGCAAAUUUUAUUCGACAAGCAUGCAACUUAUGGUCUCGAUCCCGUAGAAGACAAGAUGCACGAAUUAAGUCAUCCACUGCUUGAUUUAUCCAGUUCCUGUGUCAUGGAUAGUUGCAGCAGCUGGCUCUUGGUGGUAGAUCUCGAUCUAGAGUUCUAUCUUGUGCACGUGUUUACUGGUGAGAGGAUCUAUCUUCCAUGGAUAAAGUCAUCACUAACGCUUCCUUUUGAAGUGAGAUCGGAGUAUCUCGUGGAUCGUGCGGGCUACGUAUGCCCUGGGAACUCGGCUUGUCUUUGGAUAAGCGAGACAACACGUGAUUUCGUUGUUGCUUGGAGCUACGAAGGCUACUUGUUCUCAUACAAGGAUGGAGAUGAUUCCUGGAGACAUCAUCGUGGCAUAGAUUGUGUAUCCAUGGCUUAUAAGGACGAAAAGCUCUACUAUCUGUGUAAAACUGAUAGCUGCAUCAAGAUUCUUGAUUUCUAUGGAGGUUCCUCUGAGGAACUCAUUCAAGAAAACCCAUAUCGUAACUAUCCGAUGGAUAUGCGUAAUAGAUGGGAGAGAGUAGAUAAUAUUGAAGGCGAUCAUGAGAUGCUGAUAUAUGGUCAUGGGGUGACAAUAAGCGCACCAAUCGAAGAUACUAGUGGUUGUGGAAUCGCAAGUGAUGCAAUCUGUUUCCGUGAUGAUGAUGUUUUCCUGAGUAACGGAGAAACCAAGUGUGGUGUGUUUGAUCUUGUGAGAAGAAGAAUCAUCCCAUCAUCGCAUGUUGCGCACUUGGAGAGUUUCUGGUUUGCUCCUGCCUUCCGGGAUGUGCUUAAAGUCUUCGAUACGGAUACAAAGUGA
Messenger RNA from Thlaspi arvense, 996 nucleotides. The record is from the annotation of a GenBank genome assembly. NCBI's taxonomy places the organism in Eukaryota, Viridiplantae, Streptophyta, Magnoliopsida, Brassicales, Brassicaceae.